Molecule: messenger RNA, 1972 nt
Organism: Doryrhamphus excisus (bluestripe pipefish)
Lineage: Eukaryota; Metazoa; Chordata; Actinopteri; Syngnathiformes; Syngnathidae
Source: RefSeq, a predicted model, not a curated record
AUUUUUUCCCCAAUCAGCUCCUCAAGCAAAAUACUUGGUGAAACCUGCCCAAAGCGGAAGUACAUGAACGGAAGCCUCACAACACAAGACAACAAAUAUGGCGACCACAUGUUCGAUAGCGUGCUGUAAAGAAGAGAGCGACUCGGAUAAAGCAGUUAUAGUUCGCUUUUCCAAUGGCAACGUCCAAAAGGCAGAUAAACUGGACUUCAUCAUGUACAAGAGCACAGAUGAGGUCAACCCUAGGAAAAAAAACAGACGGAUGAUGGUGGCUGAAACGGAAAGGAUAUCUUAUGUUGGGCAAAACUUUGGAACGAGUUCUCUAAAAUGCAACAGUCUCUGCAAGUAUUAUGUUGGAGUGUUGAACAAACACACCAUGGAAAUGGAACUGCACAAUGCACAGCUCUUCAAUAUGCUACCUUUUGUACCAGGAGAAACAGCAGCGACGGCCAACCCCAAAGACACAGAUCUGACCUAUAAAGAAAAGGUUGACUCUCUGAUUGAGGCGUUUGGCACCAACAAACAGAAGAGAGCUCUGACUUCUCGCAGGAUGAACCAGGUUGGCAGCGAAAUUCUGCACCAUGCGGUUGCAAAGGCUGCCAACUCCGUCAUUGAUGGGAAAGGUCUGGAAGCUUUGCAGCAGGAAGUGGCUGAGACUGAGUUGCAGGCAGAACUAGCUCUCUAUCUUCCUCCCUGUAACAAGGAUGCAGACGUGCCUGAGAAUGUCUACCCAUUUGAUGAGCUCCUAAGUCCAGCGGACCUCAAGGCUUUGGAGCAGGCUGGUUCUAAGAUGGCAGCAUUCACUUCUGAAGACCUGCAGAAUAUGAAAGACAGUGGAGGGUCUCUGUCUGUGGUGAAGCACCUGGAGACAUUGCCCAGUGAUGGUGAAGCUCGUGACAAGAUGGCAUGCUGUGCCUUUUACCUUUCCCUGCUCAUCAAACUGUCACGACAGAAGAGCGUCAGCCGCAAGUUCGGCAUAGAGGAAGGCUGUCCUCGCAUUGUGCAGACCAAUCUAUUUAGGACCUUCACAGUGGAGACCUUCAACAACGGAAAGGUGCAGAACAUGGUUUCGGCAUCGAUGCGUGCCAAAUUAGCAGCAUACUGCCUGGCUCUACUGCUCCAUAUGGGUCACAUGACUGCUGACCUCACAUUACUGCAUCGGGACCUGGCAAUCAGCGAGGCCAGGGUAAUCGAAGUUGCCAAGUCGAUGGGGCUGACCCUGGCAAAGCCGCCCCGUGCAAAGGAUAUUGAGGCAGGCCUCCACGACAAACACAAACAGACCUCCCUCGUUCUUCCUCUGGUCAAAUACCAACAGUUGAUGGAGAGACGGAAACGCAAGAAGAUGCACUGAGGAUAUUAAAGUGCAAAACAUGUGGGAGAAAGUCACUUGAAAUAGUAUAUGCUUGAUUUAAUAUUCAGGAAUGUAUGUCUGUGCACAACAUGCAUAUUUCAAAGUGUAUAAUGCCCACAAGCAACAGUGAAGAAAAAUUGGUACUGCUGAGAAAAAUACAGAUAAAAUCCCUCCACUGCCUCAGGACAAAUCCACCAUCUGUGCCUAUAAGCUUAAGUGCAACCGCCAAAGUUCAGUGCCACAAAAUGCCUAAAAUUAAAGUGCAAAGUAUCAUGCAUCACGUGAAACAUCAGUGAGUAACUUUUGACUGUACUUAUGUGUUGUCACAGUAGUGUACCAAUGAUAGUAAAGAAGAAAACUGGUUAACAGUUUAUAAUAAGGUACAUUAAAUCACAGUAAUGAGGAACAAACCUACCAAACCCUAACCACUACUCAUUAAUUCAAUUCCGUGCCUUAGUUCCUCAGUAACUCCUAUAAAUUUGUGUGCCUUAGUCAGCUCUUAACUACUUAACUAUUUUUAUGUACCUAAUUGUACAAAGUGAGCCCAACAACUGUGAUGAUAACCAUAGAAACAGAAAUGUAACUUAAGGCUUUACUGUGUCAAGUCAUCUCACCUGCUUAAGC